Polistes dominula (European paper wasp) is the source of this 702-nucleotide messenger RNA. RefSeq names its product Glutaredoxin 5 (gene Grx5). Lineage: Eukaryota; Metazoa; Arthropoda; Insecta; Hymenoptera; Vespidae. The record is from RefSeq and is a predicted model, not a curated record. Gene Ontology annotation, cellular component: mitochondrial matrix.
AGAUGGCGUAAUCGUCGUAAACAGAUAACGAGCGUUCUUCUAACUAAACAGUCGUUGCUAACCUCUAACGAAGAAAAAUUUUGUAAGGAAACAUCAAUUCAAGUUAUUUAUUUAAUAUCAUUUGUAUUUUAAUAAGUGAAAUAAAAUGUUGAACAUUGGAGGAAGAUUGACAAGAAUAAUUGUUCGAAGUUAUGCUACGAAAUCCAAUGAAAUUGGAAAUCUUGUUAAAAAAAAUAAAGUUGUUGUCUUUAUGAAAGGCGUACCGGAAGAACCAAGAUGUGGUUUUAGUAAUGCUGUAGUUCAAAUAUUUAGAAUGCAUGGUGUUACGUAUGAUGCUCAUGAUGUUCUUCAAGAUGAAGAUCUUAGACAAGGUAUUAAAGAAUACUCAAAGUGGCCAACAAUACCGCAGGUAUUUAUCAAUGGAGAUUUUGUUGGUGGUUGCGAUAUUUUAUUAGAAAUGCAUAAAAAUGGUGAACUAGUUGAAGAAUUGAAGAAAGUAGGUAUUAAAAGUGCCUUGUUGGAGAAAGAAGAUGCUUCUCAAAAUGAAGCUACCAAAUCUAAAGAGUAAAAAAAAAAAAAACACCAAUCUGAUCAUCUAUUUAUUGUAAAUAAGAUCGAUCUUGCGUCAGUUAUAGUUGUUGUGCGAAAAAAGGAUGGAAAAAAAACAGGAUGUGAAUUUGAAUUUUUGUAUAUAAAAAAAAA